Molecule: messenger RNA, 2168 nt
Organism: Danio rerio (zebrafish)
Lineage: Eukaryota; Metazoa; Chordata; Actinopteri; Cypriniformes; Danionidae
Source: RefSeq, a predicted model, not a curated record
UCACUCCGUUCCCUACCUAGACAACACUUUAGGCGUAGUGCAUGGUCUUGGAACCUUUCUGGUGGUAAAUAGCUUGUUUUGAGUCUUGUAUGCUCACUCAAGUGUUUCAGUAUGAACUAAGCUGAUUCUGAAAGCGUCUAAUGGUAGUUGUCAGGCAUCUCGGCGGUAUUUGAGACACGCCCUGUUGAGCAGAACAGAAACGACAGUCUCAAUAUUCACUGAACUAAAGCGCAUCACUGUGAUGGAGAAGCCGGUGUGAAGGCACUGCAAUUUUUUUCUGCUCGUAGGUCAUUUGGCGAUUUUUUUGUGAAUAGCCUAAAGAAGUUUAACUUUUGACUGGAUUGCGAGUGAAGCGGCCUCAACAUGGGCUGUGUGGGGACCAAACCGGAGCAAGAUCCUAUUGGUAAAUCAGUGAACAGCGAUGACAACCGCAACGUGGCACAUUACACCAAAGACCCCACAACAGGGGCCAAAGCUAACAGAACCACCUCCAAUGCACAGACUCCUGGGACAGAUACUUCAGAAAACAUUGCCAUCGCUCUGUAUGACUAUGAAGCCAUGCAUGAAGGUGACCUGGGCUUCAAGAAAGGAGAUCGGCUCAGAAUCCUGCAGGAGUCCGGUGAGUGGUGGAAAGCAGUAAUCAUCAGCACUGGUCAAGAGGGCUUCAUUCCCAGUAACUAUGUUGCCAAAGAUACUCUGGAAACUGAAGAGUGGUUUUUUAAAGGUGUCAGCAGGAAGGAUGCAGAGAGACAGCUGUUGGCCUCUGGAAACAAAACAGGCUCCUUCAUGAUCAGAGACAGUGAGACUACCAAGGGAAGCUACUCUUUGUCUGUGAGAGACAGCGACCAUCAGGCUGACACUGUCAAGCAUUAUAAGAUCCGCACACUGGAUAACGGCGGUUUCUAUAUUUCCCCGCGAAUCACAUUCAACACCCUGCAGGACCUGGUCAGCCACUACAAAAAGCAGAGCGAUGGGCUGUGCCAGUCUCUCACCUCUCCCUGUCUGAGUCCCAAACCUCAGAAGCCUUGGGAGAAAGACGCAUGGGAGAUUCCACGCGAGUCCCUCAAACUGGACAAACGUCUGGGAGCAGGACAGUUUGGGGAGGUCUGGAUGGCAAUGUACAACAAGCACACCAAAGUGGCGGUGAAGACUAUGAAGCCUGGCAGUAUGUCUGUGGAAGCUUUCCUUAUGGAGGCCAACUUAAUGAAAAGCCUACAGCACGACAAACUGGUCCGUCUCAACGCUGUGGUCACCAAAGAAGAGCCCAUUUACAUCAUUACAGAGUUCAUGGAGAAAGGCAGUUUACUGGACUUCAUUAAAAGCGACGAAGGGAACCGAGUCCAGCUGCCCAAACUGAUCGACUUCUCAGCACAGAUUGCAGAAGGUAUGGCUUACAUUGAGCAGAGGAACUACAUUCACAGAGAUCUCCGUGCUGCCAACAUCCUGGUCAACAAAAGUUUAGUGUGUAAGAUUGCUGAUUUUGGACUGGCACGUAUCAUAGAGGACAACGAAUACACUGCUAGAGAAGGUGCAAAGUUCCCUAUUAAGUGGACAGCUCCAGAGGCUAUAAACUAUGGCUCCUUCACCAUCAAAUCCGAUGUGUGGUCUUUCGGCAUCCUGCUGACUGAAAUCAUUAGCUAUGGCCGCACGCCAUACCCAGGGAUGACCAACCCCGAGGUAAUCCGUGCUCUUGAGAGAGGUUACCGCAUGCAGCGUCUGGACUCCUGUCCUCAAGAGCUCUACGACAUCAUGCUAGAGUGCUGGAAGAACAAGCCUGAGGACAGACCCACCUUUGAGUACCUGCAGAGCGUGCUGGAGGACUUUUACACUGCCACCGAGAGCCAGUAUCAGCAACAACCUUGAGAAAAACACACACACACAUACACACACACACACAAAAUAUUUCAAUCCUUCACAUCAGUAACUCUCAAAGAAAUCAACACACACAUCCACCUUUUUUCCUGCAUGUGUCAAUUGCAUUUCAAACUAUGGGUCUGUUUCGUGAACUUCUAAUCAAAAGAACUGAAUAAAACCCUUUUAGAUGAUAGAGUUGUACCACAAAAAGGAAUCAAUGAACAGUAACAGUUACAUUUGGCCUCGUACUUUAUUUUUAUCCAUCAUUAUAAUUACGCUAUGCUUAAUGUUUUAAAGUAGCAGUCGAAUCACAA